CUCCACCACCACUACCUCCUCCUUCUCUUCCACCUUCAUCCCCACCACCAGAGACCGCGAAGAUGGUGGGAAAGAAAUCGGGAAAGGCGCUUUUGCGCGAGGAAGGUGUGUCAUCUUUCUUCGAGGUCGAGCCUGUUGAUCCAAGCUGACGAUGAUAUUCAUACAGGAUUGGCGCGAACGGAUAAUGGCAUUAAGCAAACAUCAUGGCCAGAUAUCCCCAUGAUCAAUCAAAAGAACUACUACACGUAAGGGCAGCAUGUUCUCUUCCCAAUUGAGCUUGCGCGAAAGCUCUGCGACGAGAAUCGAAGCUCCCCGCUGCUCCAAUCCGACAGAUCCAGAUGGUUAACCAGAAGCUAACCACGCCUGUGCGAACAGCGAUUUCAUGAAGAGGGAAGACCAGAUCCUCCCAUUUCGACUUCAACAAGAAGCAAAUACCGACAAGAUGAUCCGUAAUGCGAAGGACAAGGAUCGCGCGCUCGCGCGGACUGGAAACACUGAUGUCCCAGUCCCAACCCACACAGAGAACGACCAGGAGGAUGAGGACGGCGCGAUUGAUGGAAUCGAUUCGUCAAAGAUAAUUGUAAUCCACCCCGGAAGCCAGAAUCUGCGAAUUGGCUUUGCCAGCGAUCCCCUGCCACAGACCAUCCCCAUGGCCCUAGCAGUCAAAUGCCACGGUGCUGCGAAAGAGUACAAACCAGUUCCGAAGCGGGCGGAGGAUGUCAGCCCAGAGCAGAUGUUUGGCGAGGAGUUUUCCAAGAAAUUUGUAAAGAUGUCCAAGGAUGUGAAGGAGCAUAUGAAGGAAAUCAAGCUCAAGGCGCUACCCAAUUCAAAAGACCUGGCCAUCGGUUAUAAUAAAAAGUCCGGGCCCGAAAUUAUCAAGGAUCACAAUGACCCAAUUCGGGUAGACUGGACCGACGUCAAGACAUUAGAGGAUUCUUCAGCUUCAUGCUUCACUGGUAUGGAAGCUUUACGUAUCCCGGAAAAUUCAAACCCGAACUUCCGACUCUACUACCCGAUUCAACAGGGUUGGCUUCAUGAAAAAGACUACCUUAGUCGAGAACAUCUGGUGGAUGAUCUUGAGACAGUUUUCGAGUGUGCUCUAAAGAAGGAGCUUGGUUUGGAACUCAUGAGCAGUUGGGAACAAUAUCACUGUGUCAUGGUCAUCCCCGAUAUCUACGACAAGGUCUACGUUCAGUAUCUACUCGAUUGGUGUUUGACUACCGCCGAAUUCAAGCAGGUGUGCUUCAUUCAAGAGAGUUUGGCCGCCACAUUUGGUGCAGGCUACUCGACUGCUUGUAUUGUCGAUGUCGGCGCUCAAAAGACGUCUAUUUGUUGCGUUGAAGAUGGCAUGUGUAUUGAAGAUUCGCGCAUCAAUUUGAAGUACGGUGGAAACGACGUCACGCAUACCUUUAUCAAGAUGAUGCUCCACGAUCAUUUCCCUUAUGCCGAUAUCAAUCUUGCAAGACGCCAUGACUUUUUGCUGGCCGAAGAGCUUAAGAUGAAUUUCUGUACGCUCAAUUUACAAGACGUUGCGCCCCAAGCCCAUGAGUUUCACCUUCGUGCUCCAGGUCAAGAAACUCGCAAAUAUGGUUUCAAGACUUUCGAUGAGAUUGUGCUGGCACCUAUGGGUUUCGUGGAUCCGUCCAUCUUUGAUAACAGCGAGAAGCUCAAAGGACGUCAUACGCUUAUCGAUCGCUCGUACAACGCCUACGAUACAGAUAUUCCUGAUGACCCAACUUCCAAGGCCCAGCUGGAGAUUUUGACUGCUAUCAAACCUUCGCUCGCUACUACCGCCACCGGCUACUCCAUGAAUGGCAAUGGAACUAAUGAAUUCGCUACGCCAUCCAAGGAAAAAGCAAACCCCUUAAGCUUUCUAUCUAAAGUGGAAAGUGAGGCAAAUGGCUUUUCCCGAGUCACGUCUGCCGCCGCAUCGCCCGCUCCAGAAGGAUCCAACACCCCCGCCCCAUUUGUCUUUGGUGCCAAUGGCACAAAUGUAGGCUCCCCUGAGCGCAAUGCUAGUACUCCCAACCCGCCUGCGGGCAUGUUUGUCGAUCAGAAUCAACGCACUCAGAAGGACCUUGCUAUUGAGCGUGAUACGAUUCUGCCAAUAGCUCCGCUCGAUACCGCCAUAAUGACCAGUAUUACAAACGCUGUCAAGGCCGGAGAGGACAAGAAAGUAAAGGACUUUUUUGGUGGAAUUAUGCUCAUUGGCGGUGGGGCGAAGACUCCUGGAUUUGGACCAUUCCUCGAAAAGAGAUUGCGAGCCAAGAGACCCGACAUUGGCGAAAAGAUUCUAGUUGGUGUGAGUCCUCGAGAGAUGGAUGGCCAAGUUGUUAUUUGGAAGGGCGCCAGUAUCUUUGGUCGUUUUAAGUCGCACGAGAGUUGGAUCGGUCCAUUGGAAUACGAGAGGCAUGGCCACCGUGCCAUACACAACAAAGUUCUCUGGCAAUGGUAAACAUUGAGUUUGGUGCAUAUUGGAGUCUUAAGCGAAGGCGUUUUUACAUGGCAGGGAUCUGUUAUCAUCAAAAUUAUAAUCUGGCGUUUUGAAAGGAAGGGUCAUUAUACUAAGGGCGUUUUCUGCGAACGAGCGAAAAUGGGAAGGCAAAACUUUACGACCAUGUAUGAAUGUAGGAUUAGAAAAACACUGGAGGGAAAUGAUACUCUUCAGGAUUGGCCAGCGAAAAUGACUGGUUGAAAGGUUUGCUCAGAUAGAAAUAGUCUGUAGGUGUAUGAACUAGAAGUGAUUGAGCUUUUGGGGUGCUCCUGGUGAUGUAAACCUUUUCGACGCUUGGUC
Messenger RNA from Hymenoscyphus albidus, 2794 nucleotides. The record is from the annotation of a GenBank genome assembly. NCBI's taxonomy places the organism in Eukaryota, Fungi, Ascomycota, Leotiomycetes, Helotiales, Helotiaceae.